AAGGUCAGCCUGAACUACAUAGCCAGACUUUGUCUCAAAAAAGAAAGAAAUGCCUAAGUUUGUAACAGUUGCUUUGAAUGCAUGAACUUGCACUAAAGUGUGUUUGAGGGCUAACUGAAACAUGAGAUUUUCCUGGGUAAUCUUGAGAAUGGCUUACUGACAAGAUUCUUAGCCUUUCUGCAUCUUCUGCUGAAAGCAAGUUGUUUUAUUCUUUGGAAUGGAAAAACAGAAAAACUGGAAAAAGGCACUGUAAAUUCACAUAACUGUCACAUAGGUAGGUAUUCAGUGAUACAGAAGAUUCCAGAACUCUAAAUGGGUUGGAGGUCUGUGAUAAAAAUUUUGUAGCUAAAAUUUACAAUAAGAGUUUUGGAGUAGUUAAGUCACUCUGCCGGCUUUAAGUCAAGCAGGGCUGAGUCCUGCCGGACUCAAGGAGAGGGGUAGUGAGGUCCUAGCAGGUGAGCAUGGAUGUGUCCACUUUUGAACACGGCUCCGGGGGACGCGGCCACUGUCUGGUAAAGCUUAUCGCCAGUUACCCUAGACCCAUUUUUCCUUUUUUUUGUGAGCAGGACUAGUAACCCUCACGGACGUCAGGCUGAGUAGCUAGGCUAUAAAAUGCACCAUCACAGGUGUGCGCUGUCUUUCUCUGCUUGUGGCUCAUCUUCAGGGCUGUGACCAGCGUGGCUGGUAGGUGUGGUGCAGACGUGUAGGUGACAGGUGGCACAGGUGAGGGAGAAGACUGCCGGGAGGUGGGUCUGACAGGCUCCCCGGUGCUCAGGAUAGCGCUUGUCCUUCAUCUGGGGACACGUUGUGGCUGAGGAGAGCAGGCUAGAGUAGGAGCCAGAGGGCUGAACCUCUUCACUUCAUGGAUCACCCAUGGGAGUCCCUUUACUCCUUCUGCUUAGUUUUGUCAUGUGGAAAAGGAGAAUAGCAGUACUUGCCUUACUUCUUUUUGAAAAAAAAAAGGAUCAAAUAAAGUAAGAUUUUAAGACUCAUAAAGAAUUAUUCAUGUGUGUGUUCACUGUGUUCUCAUUUUAGCCAGGCCUUAUGAAGGGCAGGAGGUAGGCUGUCUAGGGUAUGCUGAUUUAAUUCUUGCCUAAAAUUUUUAGAUUGGUUUCUGGUGAACGUAGUGUGUGUGUGUGUGUGUGUGUGUGUGUGUGUGUGUGUGCAAACUUCCAGCCGUAUUUCUUUUCUUGAGAAAAGUAAUAUACUUUUGAUAAUAUUAGAUCCUUGAAGUGAGGGACUGAGGUUUAACAUGGUGCUAGAUAUAAAGCCUGAAAUUUAUUUAUCCCAAAUUAGUCAUUUAAUAAAUAAGAAGAAUAAAUGAAAGAAAUACUUGAGAGUAACGCCUUCUUGUGGAAAUGGUACGGCAGUGAAAGUCAAAGAGCUGGUCUGAAGAGAAUUCAGGUACUGUAAUUAAUGAUUUGGCUGCGGGAGUCCACUGGGAGAAGAGGCCAGGAAAUAGGUAACUGGGGUAGUAGUGAUUUAAACUAACUAUGAGGCCAGAAACUGAUGCCUGUAAAUGACUAGAGGUAGGGGAAGUCCAUGUCAGGGCUUUUCCCACUCCUUUUCUGGACCCCUUUGCCGUUACGUUUUAUUUAUAGCCAACUCUCCAAAAUCUAGGUAGAAAAAAGUUACAAGUACUGUUUGUCACUGUUCUCAAUUUGAUAAUACUGAGGCUGGCAACAUUAACCUUGAUGUGUUGAGUUUUAUUUCAUCUCUUGUCUUUUGUAGAUUCUCCAAUAUUCUAAGGACCCAAAGCCCCUAAGUGGAGGAAAGAAAAGAAAUAUAUGUCCUAUUGAAUUAGUCCCCGAAUAAGGGAGAAUGUUGGUUCUUGGGUAAUUCUGCUGGUCACUUUGACGCUUUAUUUUUUAAGAAUUGUAUGCUGUUUCACCCAGCACCCCUGACAGCAGAUGUAGUUAGAGGGGCAAAUUUAUGAGAGAAGUUACUUGAUGUGCUACAAGACAAGGCUGUCCUUAGGGUCCCCAGGGUGGGUGAGUGAGCGAUCCCUCUGGUACUUAACCAGCUUUUUCUGAGCUCUUACAGGGUCGAAGUCUAAGAGAUGAGGUUUUGGCCUGGUAGAGUUCCCGAGGAUUAGACGACUCUGAGCUCUGGGAGGAAGAAAUUGCAUGACGGUCGCACAUGGACAGGUGACUUUCUGGCGAAGAUCUGCCCGACCGCUGACCUAAUUGCUGCUUCUGAGGGACUCAUUCCUGGGCCGGGGCGCAGUGGUUCCACCGCCUGCCUUGCAAGCACAAGGUCCCGAGUUUGAUCCCCGGUACCAAAACUGUGGUCAAAAAAGAAAUCAUGACUGAAUCUGCCUCUAGCACAAGCGGUCAAGAGUUCGAUGUGUUCAGUGUUAUGGACUGGAAAGAUGGAGUAGGUACAUUACCAGGAAGUGACCUAAAGUUUCGGGUAAAUGAGUUUGGAGCCCUGGAAGUUAUUACAGAUGAGACUGAGAUGGAAAAUGUUAAAAAAGCAACUGCCACCACCACAUGGAUGGUACCGACUGCUCAAGAAGCCCCGACCUCUCCCCCGAGCUCCAGGCCGGUAUUCCCACCUGCCUACUGGACAUCUCCACCUGGUUGUCCCACAGUCUUUUCAGAGAAGACUGGGGUGCCUUUCAGGUUGAAGGAACCGAUGAAAGUAGACGGGCUUCCGUUCUGUGAGAACUGCUGUCAGUACGGCAGCGUAGAUGAGUGUCUUUCUGGAGGAAGCUUUUGCAGCCAGAACUGUGCUCGGCAUAUGAAAGACAAGGGUUAUAAAUACAACAGAGAUCAGAAGGAAGAAAGGGACGCAGGAGAAGACAACGAGGAAGAGGAUUCUAAAUGUAGUCGGAAGAAAAAACCGAAAUUGUCUAUGAAAGCGGACCCCAAGGAGGACGGAGAGGAGAGGGAGGACGAAAUGGACAACAAGCAGGAUGGAAGAAUCCUCAGGGGUUCGCAGAGAGCCCGGAGGAAGCGGCGAGGGGACCCGGCUGUCUUGAAGCAGGGCAAGAAGUCUUGGUGCUGGGCAUCCUACCUAGAAGAGGAAAAGGCUGUUGCCGUGCCUGCGAAGCUCUUCAGGGAGCACCAGUCCUUCCCCUACAACAAGAAUGGAUUCAAGGUCGGGAUGAAGCUGGAAGGCGUGGACCCAGAGCAUCAGUCUGUGUACUGUGUCCUCACCGUGGCCGAGGUCUGUGGGUACCGGAUAAAGCUGCACUUUGAUGGAUAUUCAGAUUGCUAUGACUUCUGGGUGAACGCGGACGCCCUGGACAUUCAUCCUGUUGGGUGGUGCGAGAAAACUGGCCACAAACUGCACCCUCCGAAAGGAUAUAAAGAAGAAGAAUUUAAUUGGCAGACCUAUCUUAAGACAUGCAAAGCUCAAGCUGCCCCUAAGUCAUUAUUUGAAAACCAGAAUAUAACGGUGAUCCCAUCAGGCUUCCGAGUUGGAAUGAAGCUGGAGGCUGUGGACAAAAAGAAUCCUGCCUUCAUCUGUGUUGCUACGGUAACGGAUAUGGUGGACAAUCGCUUCCUGGUGCAUUUUGACAACUGGGAUGAGAGCUAUGACUAUUGGUGCGAAGCCUCUAGCCCACACAUUCAUCCGGUCGGUUGGUGUAAAGAACACAGACGGACCCUCAUUACCCCACCAGGUUAUCCAAAUGUGAAACAUUUUUCUUGGGAUAAAUACUUAGAAGAAACCAAUUCUUUACCUGCUCCUGCAAGAGCUUUCAAAGUGAAACCUCCACAUGGUUUCCAGAAAAAGAUGAAGCUGGAAGUCGUAGAUAAAAGGAACCCCGUGUUCAUUAGGGUCGCGACUGUUGCAGACACGGAUGAUCACCGAAUCAAAGUUCACUUUGAUGGCUGGAGCAGCACCUAUGACUACUGGAUAGAGGCCGAUUCUCCUGAUAUCCACCCUGUGGGCUGGUGUUCCAAAACCGGACACGCUCUUCAGCCUCCUCUGAGUGCCACAGAAUUAAUGGAAGCUUCUGACCAAGGUGGGUGCCCAACCCUCGGCUGUAAAGGGAUCGGCCAUUUCAAGAGAUCACGGCACCUGGGCCCUCAGAGUGCUGCCAGCUGUCCCUAUUCAGAUAUCAAUUUGAAUAAAGACCGCAUUUUCCCAGAUCGCUUAAGUGGUGAGAUGCCUCCAGCCAACCCAACAUUUCCAAGAAACAAGAGGACAGACGCAAAUGAAAGCUCUUCGUCUCCUGAAGUCAGAGACCAGCAUGCCGAUGAGGUCAAAGAAGACGUGGAAGAGAGAACAGAAGGCGAAAGGAGACCGGCACACGAAGCCAGAGGUGCCCGGGAGGAGUCUACCGUGCAGCAGGCACAGCGCCGGUCAGCUGUGUUUCUGUCCUUCAAGUCCCCAAUUCCAUGUCUGCCCUUGCGCUGGGAGCAGCAAAGCAAACUUCUCCCAACUGUCGCCGGAAUCCCUGCUAGCAAAGUGUCCAAAUGGAGCACGGAUGAGGUGUCAGAAUUCAUACAGAGCUUGCCUGGCUGUGAAGAACACGGAAAGGUGUUUAAGGAUGAACAAAUCGACGGAGAAGCAUUUCUCCUUAUGACCCAAACGGACAUUGUUAAAAUUAUGAGCAUUAAGUUGGGCCCUGCACUCAAAAUUUUCAACUCCAUCCUGAUGUUCAAAGCUGCAGAGAAGAAUUCUCACAAUGAACUCUGAAGGUGGCGAGGGCUGAGUGCCAGCAGCUUUUGGCUUCACGUUUUAUUCAAAGCACAAGGACGGUUAUAACUCUUAAAUGAGAAGUCUCCAAAACGCAAAGAGCAGCACUAUUGGAUUAUUUAUAUUCCUUGAGAGACAAUAUAUAUGAAUUCUUAAGAAAGUGCUUGAGCUUUUAACCAGGUACUGUCUAAAAACAGUCAUCUUUUGGUUCUGUUCACUGAGCUAAAUUUAUCUUUGUAAAUCUUUUUGAGGCUAGGGGGUGGGGGAAGGGGACCUCAUUGAUUAUUUAUGGAUAAGGGGGGGGCAGAGUAAGAACUUUUGGCAUUUUGUAAACAUUGUUGAAUUCUCUUUCAUGUACACUUUCUUUUUCAAUACUUUCAGAAACCUUUUUAUAUAAUUGAAUUUCCACUGAAACCAAAUUAGUCAAAGCCUGGCUAGCUUUAGCCAGCGGGAAUGUUAACCUGUAUUAUUCAUUCUGUGCCAUAUUCAGAAUUGCAACAUUAUGCUAAGUAUAACUUUGCAAGUCAUGAUAUUGCCCAACUGCUUGUCAUCAUUCGGUGGGGCUGAAUAGUUGUAAAACUGACUUUACUUUGAAUCAGUGUUUACUUUUGCACGCAUUAUGAAAUGUUAAACAGAUUACUUUUCACCAGCAUCUUUACUAUAAUUACCAAAAACAUGUAUAUAAAAGAGUGGAUUGAAAAAUAAAGUAUAUCGCCAUGAAUGACCUAGGCAGUGUAUGAGAGCAGCAUCAGUGUGUCCCGCCGUGGUGCCUGUGUGACAGGAGUCAGAGGGCCUUGGAGGAGGUGUGGCUCCGUGCGGGGAGUGGGGGUUUCUUUAGUCGUCACGGAGGUGGCUGUGCUCUUCAGGGAGGGAGGGCUCCUUCUGUCGGUGGACACACUAACCCGUGAAGAGGCGUCUCCAGUCUUACAGUGAGUCCCAAACACAAAGGCUUUCUUCAGGGCUGGCUGAAGAGUGCGCUGGUUUUAUUGAACAGGGAAGGCGCGAGCGACCGAGACCAUCACGCGUGGAGUUCUCGGGACUCACGGAUGAGGGAAAGGAGCCCCAAAGCCGUUAUUCAAGAUCCUCCGUUCCAGAGGGAUCCUUUCUUUAACAUAGCUUGCCUUGAUACACAAGCACUCGGAUGCACUUUAAAUGAUCUAUAAACUAAUAGCUGGCAGAGUCUCUUUUAUAAAAAUGUAUUUCUAAGGGAAAAGUUACUUUGUCAGUCUUACGAUGUUCUUUGUAAUUGUGGGAUUCGGCAAUGAUUCACGGACUCUUAAAAAUACAGCUUAAGCUUGUAGCAUGCUGUCUGGAUUCUAGGCGGAGUCCCACACUUAGGUGCCCAUUUUUGUCUGGUAUGGGACUUCCUGUGUGUGCCCUGCUGGGAGUCUGUGAGUAGUUGUUUGCACCUGGCAUGAUUCAGCGAUAUCUGCAGCGUGACAUUCGUUUCCUUGCAUGAAUCUGCUGGAUAAGGUUUUCUUUGUUGUCCCCUUCCCCCUUUUUAUAUUCUGUUCAGAAUUUGUACAUACA
Messenger RNA from Fukomys damarensis (Damara mole-rat), 6180 nucleotides. It is a transcript of the gene L3mbtl3, whose product is annotated as L3MBTL histone methyl-lysine binding protein 3. NCBI's taxonomy places the organism in Eukaryota, Metazoa, Chordata, Mammalia, Rodentia, Bathyergidae. Gene Ontology annotation, cellular component: nucleus. Gene Ontology annotation, biological process: regulation of DNA-templated transcription. The record is from RefSeq and is a predicted model, not a curated record. The transcript is spliced from 23 exons. Bases 2305 to 4650 code for a protein of 781 amino acids. Gene Ontology annotation, molecular function: protein binding; zinc ion binding.